Molecule: messenger RNA, 1545 nt
Organism: Effrenium voratum
Lineage: Eukaryota; Dinophyceae; Suessiales; Symbiodiniaceae
Source: the annotation of a GenBank genome assembly
AUGUCGGCCCAUGGAGUGAGUCUUCCCCGGUUUUAUGAAAUCCACGAGGAGCUUUGGGAUGUCCGGGCGGAGAUCGACAAAGAGAAGCUCCGCCACGUGGCGCCCUUCCCCUUCUUCGGGCGCGCCAUGCGCUUCCAGGACGAGUUUGCAGCGCUGCAGAUCACCGAUGAUGGCAGGCGCGCAGGGGGCCUCACGGGGCUCGGCUUGGAGGCGGUCCAGUUCCGACCCCUGCGGAAGAAGGACCGCUCGGACCUCGAGGCCCUUCACGCGGAGUGGUUCCCCGUGGACUAUUCGCGGAGUUUCUACGAUGAGGUCUUUGAGCAGCGCAGCGUGGGCUCCGUGGCGGCCGUGGGCGGCGAGAAUCUGCUGCUGGGGGCGGCUACCUUCCGCACCAAGUUCCAGGAGCCCCGAUUCGACAUGGACUCAGUGCUGGAAGGCGGCGCCGGCGCCUGCAUGUCGGGCCGCGCGGGCUACGUGCUGACGCUGGGGGUGGUGGACGGCGCACGAGGGCAUGGGCUUGCGAAGGCGCUGCUGGAGAAGUCCUUCGAGGCGAUUCGCCGGGAGCUGCCGGAGGUGGAGGCCAUCUGGGUGCACGUGGUGUGCUACAACCUCCCAGCGCAGGCGCUGUACGAGCGCAUGGGCUUGGUCUUGGUGAGGCGCUUCCCGCGGUUCUACAGCUUUUACGACCAGAUUUGGGACUCCUUCCUCUACGUGCUCUACGAGAAGAAUGGCAAGCCUCCGGACCUCCGGCUCGAGGUGCUGAAGGACGAGCUUUUGGCCAUGGCAGGCAGCUGGAACCACCUCCAGGCGCUGCGGCUCCGGUGCCAAGUUUGGGCGGCCGCGGCCGCGGACGCCUGGGCGAGCGCAUGCGCGGAGCCGCGGAGUGCGGUGGUUUGGGUCCGGUCGGUGGAGGGAGAGCAACCCUCCGGAGAGGAUCCCAAGAGCCGCGUGCUCACCUACGAGGGUGUCCUCAUCACUCCCAAGGAAGAAGUUCCUUUGGACGAGGAGCCGGAGGCGGAGGGCAGCGCGCGGAUCGAGGGCUUGGCCAUGGCCAAGCACGAGAUCGAGGAAGUGGGCGGCCGCGCGCGACUGGUGAGCAUCAGCCGCAGCAGCAGCCGCUUCGCCAUCGUGGUCAGUCCAUAUUUCCAGCCCAGUAUGGCAGUCGUCUACUCCUUGCACCUGGCAAUGUCCCCUAGGAGGCCAAGGAGAACGCAGCUGCCAUAUGUUGGAAGAGGUAUGAAGAGGGAACUCCAGGCCGCGAUGCGGACGGGCGACGUGUGGCGCUCGUGUCAAGAGAGACGAAGAGCGCCAAAGCCAAAGUUCUCCAAGUCGGGCUCGACUUCGAUGCUCCCGGCCGCGGCCCCGCGGAAGAAGGAUGGCGAGGAGAGAGCCUGCAGUCGGCUUACCGCCACCUCCUCCAUGCCGCAACUGCCGCAGCUGGUGGAUACCAAGAAGAAGGACCGAGGUGGUGCGAAGGAGCCGACGAGCGUCAGCGAUUGGCGGGAGUUCUACAAGCAACGCGCCCAAGACCUGUUGGGCUCCUGA